Molecule: messenger RNA, 3283 nt
Organism: Seriola aureovittata
Lineage: Eukaryota; Metazoa; Chordata; Actinopteri; Carangiformes; Carangidae
Gene: supt7l
Product: SPT7 like, STAGA complex subunit gamma
Exons: 4
Coding region: 72-1367 (431 amino acids)
Cellular component (GO): SAGA complex
Molecular function (GO): protein heterodimerization activity; transcription coactivator activity
Source: RefSeq, a predicted model, not a curated record
CACCUCUCCCUCUUUACAAUUUUCAGACUUGAUGCCGGUUUGAAUCAGCCUUGUGUCUUUGAUCGCUCAUCAUGAUGCGUUACUGGGGAGAGAUCCCUGGACCUGCAGGGGCGCCUCCCAGCCGCAGCUCCUUUGACUUGCUCCAACGUGAGUUUCGCUCUGUGGAGAUGCAGGACCCUCCCCUGCACCAGCCCUCAGCCCAGCGUCCGCGGCCCACCACAAUGUUAGACAUCCCCUCAGAACCCUGCAGCCUCACCAUCCACACUGUGCAGCUUUGUCAGCAUGCUCGCCGCCUCCGUGGCCUCUUGGCAGCGGCCCAGGCUCAAGCUCAGGGUCAGAGCUCAGCGUCAUCUGAAGGGGGCAGCAGGAUGGAGGAGGCUGAUACCAACUUCCCACUACGUCCUCCCACCCCACCUGUCAUGCCAGAUGAUCUGUUACCUGUGGACAGCAAAGCCCCACGGCAACCCUUCCAGCUCCGCCACAGUGACCCUGAAAGUGACUUUUAUAAGGGUAAAGGCGAGCCUGUCACAGAGCUGAGUUGGCCCUCCUGCAGGCAGCUCCUCUAUCAGUCAGUGGCCACCGUCCUGGCUCAUGCUGGCUUUGAAUCUGCUCAGGAGAGUGUGCUGGAGACUCUGACCGACCUGGUCCAUGAGCAUUACCUGCGCCUCACCCGCCUGCUGCGGGUGGCGGUGGAUCGGGAGGCGCGGUUAGGGGCAAGUCCCUUCCCGGACGUGGUGGAGCAAGUGUUCCAUGAGGUGGGCAUCGGCAGCGUGCUGGCCCUGCAGCGCUUCUGGCAAGUGAGGAUCAAAGACUAUCACAGCUACAUGCUGCAGGUCAGUAAGGAUCUGUCGGAGGAAUACGAGCGGCUGGUGAACCCAGAGAAGGCUCUGGAGGACUCCAAGCCCCCGAGGAUUAAGGAGGAGCCCAUGAGUGACAUCUCCUUCCCUGUUAGCGAGGAGCCUGAGGCCGACCUGGCCUCUGGGGACCAGGCUCUGCCUAUGGGGGUCCUCGGGGCCCACGGUGAAAGGCUGGCUUCAGGCCUGGAUGGUGACCAUUCUCCUCACACCUCAGGUGGGGGCGGGGCCAACAACUCCCCUCUGUGGCCGCAGGUGAAAAUGGAGCCGCAGGACGGCGAGGAGGGCCAGGGCUCGGGCCACCACCACCACCAUCACCACGGUGUCCUGGGCGGAGAUGUCUUCGAGGAGGGGGGGCCCAUGUCCACCAUGAGCGAAUCGGGAGGAGCCAUGGCACCUUCACCGGGAGGCGCUGCGUCAGACGGCAGCUAUGCCUCGCAUUCGCCUGACUCCCUGAUGGGCACGUCGCCCGUCUUCAACCAGAGACCCAAGAAACGGGCGAAGAAGAUGUGAAAGAGAAGCUGUGAGUGUCGGAGGAGAGACAGUGGACUCUAAACUCACCGGCCAAUCCUGGACAGGUGGUGAAAUACACCAGCUGUCGAGAUCAUGGCCACUGCAUAAACAGAGACAAAGACUUUAGUGUCAUGAAAGAACUGAACUGAUGGAGAAAAAAAUAUAUUUUGUAGUUUUUCAUGUUUGUUUUUAUGAGUCUAGUUUCUCUCAAAUAGCUGAAGAUGUUGCCACUAAAUAUAUUGAUGGGGUUUAUUGUCAAAAGAAUAUCUUCUAAAUCAUUUGGAUGAUCCUUUUUCAUUUGAAUUAUAAAAAAAAUGCACACAAAAAAAAGAGUUUCAACCUAAUGAAUUGAAGAACAGGAAAAACUAAGAGGUCCAAAAGCAAAUCAUUUAGUUAAACAGCUUAAUAAUUCAUCAGAAUGGUUUGUUUUCCCAAGCUAUUAACUCCCUUUCCCCCCCAUACCAAUUACUUUCUGUACCAUUCAUUACGAUUAAAAGACCCUCCACCAAAAAGGGAAAACAACUUUUUUUUUUUCCCUCAUGAACAUGUCGUUUCAUUAUAUGAUGUGUUUUUCAACCCGUCGUCUCCCUGCCGCAGUAACUCUUCACAUGUCGCCCAGCAACACAAGCGGAGCCAACCACACAGAGACACACACACUUCACACACCUGUCAACCUGAAGCCACUCCGCCAAAUUAGCAUCUGUUUCAGUAAUGAGGCAAAGCUGUGAAUGCAACACCAGAGGCAAUUAUGGUUUGGUAGUCUGCAUCAUGAAGGCGACAUCAAUCCAGUCUUAAUGGCAAAUUAAUUACGGCAUGCAUAAUUUUGCAUGCUGAAUGAGCAGGUCUGUUUGAAUACAUGUGAUGUUCUUUUGUGUGGGCCUGUUCAUUUUCACAAUUAGUCAGAUAAUUGUCUGCACCUAUGGGAAGUGCUGAUAGGGGUCAUAUGCAUUGAUAUUCAAUUUGCUGCAUUGGUGGUUGGUUUGUGUUUUGUUUUUUUGGUGCACAACUUUAAAAAAAAAAAAAAAUGUAUCUGGUCUGCAGCGCUGUGUGACCCGGGUGGGAGUUGGAGCAGCUGGAAAACAAAAUCAGUAUUCCAGACUUAGCAUCGACACAGGGAGCCUUUUCAAAACUAAUGACUGUAAAGCAGUGUCACCUGCUUCUAAUGGGAGUCCUGAAUUAUUUUCUGCUCUGACAUUCUGCGGGUAAAACUCCACGGUUGCAGCAGAAAAACAAACGUCAGCAAUGGCGUCGUCACUCCCAGGCCGCGGUCGAAAUGUCAAACAGAUCUCCUUUCCUAACCACAUUUCCUGGACCUCGAUGGAAAACGUCAUGAGGUCAAGGAAAGAUGUGAAGGAGAAUUCAUAAUGACAGGAUCCGAAAGCGAUCAGACUAGGAUUUAUUUUAAACCAACUUUACAACACAUGGACAAUAAAUAUUAAUUUCCAUGAAACAUGAAAGAAAUAUACAAAUAGAAAGAGUUGAGGCAUUAAAGUAAUAAUUCAAUAAAAAAAUAAAGAACUGAGUAAAGGGCCUGGAUAAAUUCUAUUCUUCUAUAUAUGUGAGAGUUUUGUCCUUUUUUUUCACCAUUUGAUAAGUAAAGAAUUGUUUUUAGUUCAUUCCCUAAUUUGGAGGGGGACUGCAAUGUUGUGUUGUUUUAAAUAUUGCUGCAGCAAGGAAUUGUGGGACGGCAUCAGCUCCUUUCCUUUCCUAAAGGAAGGUCCAGUGUAUCUCUCAUCAUGGAGGGCAUUGUUGUCCUGGAGGAACAUGAGAAGAAGACAUGUUAACCUCAGUGUAGUGCAGUGCCUGCACUUCCAAAAUACAAAAAUAUUUUUCUAGGAUGGAAAUGGUUUAGUUGUAUAUUUUGGUUAAUAAGAAAGAAAGUGGUUUUUUUUGUAAAUAAAAUAUAAACAAAUGUA